This is a messenger RNA of Paralichthys olivaceus (Japanese flounder), 906 nucleotides long. It is a transcript of the gene fxn, whose product is annotated as frataxin. Gene Ontology annotation, cellular component: mitochondrion. Gene Ontology annotation, molecular function: 2 iron, 2 sulfur cluster binding; iron chaperone activity; ferroxidase activity. Gene Ontology annotation, biological process: iron incorporation into metallo-sulfur cluster; intracellular iron ion homeostasis. The record is from RefSeq and is a predicted model, not a curated record. NCBI's taxonomy places the organism in Eukaryota, Metazoa, Chordata, Actinopteri, Pleuronectiformes, Paralichthyidae.
CCAAUCUACUGCUCCACACUCCAGUCCAGAAGUUGGCGGUAAUGCGCCUAUAAGCUGGUUUGCCAACAGCCAAUGAACACCAGAAGAAGAAGAAGACUACUAAGAAGAAGAAGCAGCAGCACCAUGUUUUUGUUCACUAAAGUUGCUUGUAUUUCUUCACGUAUGUGUCAACGUGCGAAAACACAGUUCAACGCAGUGACAACGCAGAGAAUCGGGAGCUUCUGUAACCAGGUGAGGAGCCUUUUAUACCUCCCGAAAAUCAGUCUGCUCACCAAACACGUGCUGCCAGGCCGCGCUCCUUUAUGCCCCCCUCUGAAUAAAUGGGUUGAGAGCAGUGUUGAUGGCCAUAGUUGGAAGAAAAACGUCCAUCUGACACUACCAAGACUGGAGAAAUUGGCCCCUGGUCAGAUUAGUGAGCUGUCCGAAGCAGCAUAUGAGAAACUAGCAGAGGAGACUUUGGGUGCUCUGGCUGAUUACUUUGAAGACCUGACGGAAGAAGCUUUCACUGGAGCUGAUUACGAUGUUGUCUUCACUAGUGGUGUUUUGACGGUGAAGUUAGGUGGGAACCAUGGGACCUACGUCAUCAACAAACAAACACCAAACAGACAGAUCUGGCUUUCGUCUCCCACCAGUGGACCAAAGCGCUACGACUGGACAGGGGAACACUGGGUGUACAUUCGUGAUGGUAUAAGGCUCCAUCAACUACUUUCCAAAGAGUUUUCCAUCAUCUUUAGUAAAAAUAUGGACCUCUCUGACCUGCUUUAUUCCUGAGAAUAUAGAUGUAUAUAAUGACGUGUCAGUCUUUGUCAGCUGCUCUGGUGUUUUCCUAUAUGUUUUAUGUUCUCUAAUAAUGUUAUAAAUAUGUCAUACUAAUGACACAUUUUCAAUAUGUGGAACUCACCUAUA